AUGUGUGAAAACGGAGAUAUGUUGGAUUGUAUUUCAGUUCACAAUUUUUCGGAGAGAUUUAUGGAGCAGACUGUUCAUUUUCAUGUCAUGAAGCUCUCUGGUGCUUUUUUCCUCUGGGUUGGUUCGAGUCCACUUUUGUCUAACUUGGCGGUUUCAAUGAGCAGCAGAUAUGACUCAAUGCCAUUAUCUACAUUAGUGAUGGGGGACCCGUCAGAUACUGCCCCAAAUUCUUUGGCACAGAGAUUAGCAAAGAAGACCAAAAAGCAGGUGUUUCUUAGUUACAGCCUUCCAAUGGCUGACUCCAGCCUGUCUCUGCUAGUGGAAAACAGAAUAAAAAAGGAACUUGAGCUUCAUCCAGGGAAGUUUUGA
This is a messenger RNA of Nerophis lumbriciformis (worm pipefish), 369 nucleotides long. NCBI's taxonomy places the organism in Eukaryota, Metazoa, Chordata, Actinopteri, Syngnathiformes, Syngnathidae. The record is from RefSeq and is a predicted model, not a curated record.